AUGUCUUUGGGAGAUGAUCUUGAUGAUGGCUUAGACUAUGAAGUUGAAGCUAGCGAUUUUGAAGAUGCUGUAGAAGUUGAUAACGAAUUAGAAUUGUCGAAACCUUUGAAAAGAAGCCGAUCCAACAGCGGACAGGAUGAACAGAAGCCAAUAGAAGAAAGGCAAAGCAAACGUCAAAGGAAACUCGCCAAGUCAAACUUACAUCAGAAAAAAGUGGAAAAAGUGGAGCACGAAAAGGAACAGAAAAAGCUGCUUCCGAAAGCGACUGCAGAAUACAUCGUCGAUUAUCUAGCAACUUUGGUCCGUGAGAAAAAUCCAGAUCUGAGUGCUUUGGAACUCGAAGAAAAGUACUUCAAAAAGACGGAUUUUAUCUCCACCGAAAGAUAUCAGAAGGACAGAACACUGGAUAAUUUCCAGGACUUUGUCAACACGUUCUCAAAAUCGCCAAGAGCAGUGAUUCUAUCAGCAUCGAAUAUCAGGGUAGCGGACGUAUUCAGGAGCCUAGGCGGUUCCCAAAACGCGGUCAAGCUUUUCUCAAAGACGAAGCUGAAAGAUGAUGUCGCCCGGGUUGAUCUUUUGUUAAAAGGCGCCAGCCAAGAAGAUAAUGCUGGAAGGAAAAAGUCUAAGGACAAGAAGAAAAAGCAAAACGAAGUUAAGUACUUUGUCUCCACUCCCGGUAGAAUGUCCAAAGUCCUGGAUUCGACUGACGCGCUCUUCGAAGGGAAAGAAAAACUGGACAUUUUCUUGGACGCCAGUUAUCUUGAUCCCAAGACCAACACUUUAUUCACAAGCGAAGAUUGCGCAGCUCUUUUCAAGGUCCUAAAGGAUUUCUUGCUCAAAAAAAGCUCUGUGAAGAUUCUUUUGUUUUGA
This is a messenger RNA of Lachancea lanzarotensis, 870 nucleotides long. It is a transcript of the gene CMS1, whose product is annotated as LALA0S06e02146g1_1. Lineage: Eukaryota; Fungi; Ascomycota; Saccharomycetes; Saccharomycetales; Saccharomycetaceae. The transcript has a single exon. Gene Ontology annotation, cellular component: 90S preribosome; nucleus. The record is from RefSeq and is a predicted model, not a curated record. Bases 1 to 870 code for a protein of 289 amino acids.